Molecule: messenger RNA, 1430 nt
Organism: Zeugodacus cucurbitae (melon fly)
Lineage: Eukaryota; Metazoa; Arthropoda; Insecta; Diptera; Tephritidae
Exons: 2
Coding region: 235-1302 (355 amino acids)
Molecular function (GO): protein binding
Source: RefSeq, a predicted model, not a curated record
UCAUUUCAAUACGAAAACAUCAUACGUAAACACAUACAAGCGAGUUUUCUAUCAGAUUUUUAUACUUUUUUUUAUUUUUUUUAUAAAAAUACAAAUCAUUUUCAACAAAAAAAUUAAGCAACUAACUUCCCCGGUGAACAAAUCCCAUGUGAUAGCAAGCUAUUAGGAUAUUUUUUAUAAUUAACAUUUUUAUAAUUAAUUAAUCUGUAUUGAAAUUGAAAUUCAGCUAUUGUUAUGAAGCAAAGCAGCUCUUUCAAUAAACGCGGCCUUUAUCAUCUAUCCGAUGAAAAAUUUGUUAAAAGAAGGUCGAAACAUAGGGAGCCCCCUUCAGCGCUGCAAACAUAUAAAUUCAAGCCGUACACCGUUUGCAUGAAGCCAAAGGAAUUUCAUGUAUAUGAACUGCCGAUCGUGUUUAAAGUCACACCCGACACGCUGAUUAAUUUGACCGCUAAGGUAGUGGACGCAUUGCCGCUGCCGAAAAUUUACGAGUGGACGAAUUUGGAAUGCUGUAAGUGGAUGCGAGAAUAUGGCUAUCCGCAAUAUCAGAACACCUUACGUGCGAAUUUCAUAACGGGACGUAAACUCUUGCUGCUGGAUGCGAAAGCGCUAGUGGCGAUAAAUAUAAAACUCUUCAGCCACGUACAGCACAUAGCGGCUGGCAUUCGUGAUCUGUUUUUCUUUGAAAUGACGAAGUUUCUGCGCAGCAUUUCACUACCACCUGAAUACUACUAUGAAAUGCACAAAUUGUUCAAGGUGCAGACCGGUUACCGUUACCAUAUGACGCGACGCACUGACCUCUGGCGUCAAUUGCAAAUGUUGCGCAAAAAUGAUCAACCUGCGACACAUUGGGAUUUACUCGAAAGUUGGCUUCAACUCAAACCGAAAAAUGUGGAACUGAUAGCUGAUAUGCAUCGGCGAAAUCUUUACCGCUGUCCAAUAGUCUGUGAGAAAGAGGAGUCAGAAGCAUCUGAACUUGACUUCUGUAAAUGUCGUUCGAUUUGCACUUGUGAGUGGGCGACAAUUAGUUACAGGGGACCGACGGUGUUGACAGUACUGCGUUCGCAUCGUUUGCCGGCGAUUGACGGCCGUAUGAGCACUUGCAAGACCUGUCUGCCGCCCUGUACCUGUCAUUGGCCCGGUCGGUAUUUCAAAUCCAAUGAACUUCUGCAUUGCUUGAAGAGAAAUAUGCCGGUUAAAUAUGGCACCGAAGUGAGAACGACAAGUUAUGGUUCGAGCCCUUACAGAGGGAGCAUUGCAAGCUAUGGCAGCAAUAACAGUACUGUGCGUUUACUACUCCAUUAAGUAAAAUAUGUAAUUGUAAAGAAAUUUUCAAUAAAUAUUUGCAGAGGACUAUGUCGACACACUCGUAUGCUUUAGAAACUAAUAUUUAAUAACAAAAUAUUUAAGUCUCUCAUCAGAUACAGAAGAAA